CUGCAUCAAUGAUCAUUGCCACAUGCAAGAUAACUGACAAACUUUUAUUUCCGAGGCUUAAAUCAUAGCGAUUGCUCGAUGAAAGCUAAAAUGCACUACGCAAUAAUUAAGUACAAUUUAAGUUUGUAAAAAAUGGCAAUGGCAGCAUUGUAAACAAAAGUGUCAACAAAAACAGAUCGGUGAAACCGUAAGCCAUUGGGCUGAAAGAAAUUUAAAAUUAAUUUUUACCUCAUAAAAUGGAAACAAUGGUGUUUGCUCGACUUGCAAAAAGACUAUCUGUUUCUUCGAAAUAUUUAACAUGCAGUUUAAAUAACGUUUUUCAUAGUUCUUUCCAGAUUAUUCCUCUCAGAUGCUCAUCUGAAGGGCAAUAUAAAAAUGAAGUAAAGAAACCACCAUCAAAAAAUUUCACAAGUUCUUAUCCACCUGCUUAUGAUCCAAAAGAAGUUGAACAAAAUUGGUAUGAAUGGUGGGAACAAAACCAAUUAUUUAUCCCUGAGUCUGAAUGUGCUGCAACAAAGAGGAAAGACUACACUAUCGUUUUGCCUCCACCAAACGUAACUGGGAACUUACAUAUUGGUCACACUUUGACUGUUACCAUCCAAGACUGCAUUGCUCGUUGGCACAGAAUGAGAGGAGAAUCAGUUCUCUGGGUUCCGGGAUAUGACCAUGGAGGAAUUGCAACUCAAACAGUAGUAGAAAAGAAACUUCUGCUUGAAAGAAAAUUAUCAAGGCAAGAAAUCGGCAGGAAAGCCUUUAUUGAAGAGAUCAACUCUUGGAAGAAUGUCACCCAAAAAAACAUUGAAACUCAGUUAAAAUUAUUGGGAGCAUCGUUGGACUUUCGUAAAUGCCUUUUUACAAUGGAUGAAAAUUCCUCAAGAGCUGUCAAUAAAGUGUUUAUACAAUUAUUUGAAGAAAAUUUGAUUUAUAGGAAAGAAAAAUUAGUUAAUUGGUCUUGUGAACUGAAAUCUGUGAUAUCUGAUAUUGAAGUAGAUCAUAUUGAAGUUUUAGGAAAAACCAGAAUUAGAAUUCCUAGUUUGAAAGAUCCAAUUCACUUAGGAUUAAUGGAUUAUUUUUAUUAUCCUGUGUUGGAUUCAGAUGAAAAAAUACUGAUUGCAACCACAAGAUUAGAAACAAUGCUAGGGGACUCCGCUAUUGCUGUAAAUCCUGAUGAUAAAAGAUAUUCUCAUUUAAUUGGAAAAUUUAUAAGACAUCCCUACACUGAGGAGAAUUUACCAAUUAUAGCGGAUGAAAGUAUUAAUAAGGAAUUUGGCACUGGUGUGAUGAAAGUAACGCCAGCUCAUGAUUUUCAAGACUUUGAUUUAGGCCUUAAGCACAAAUUAAAAUUUACAGAUGUUUUUGAAGACAAUGGUACUGUUAGUGCAGACAUCGAAAAUUUUAAGGGUAAACAUCGUUUGGUAGUACGAGAACUGCUUCGUAAAAGUCUUUUGGCUAAAGGUUUGUACCAAGAAGCAAAAGCUCACACUACUAUGAUACCAUUUUGUAGUAGAACUGGAGAUAUUGUAGAGCCAAGGCUGAAAGAGCAGUGGUAUCUGGACUGCUCCGAAAUGGGAAGGAAAGCUCUUGAGUUUGUUAAGGAUGGAAAGUUAAAUUUUGUUCCUGAACAUCAAGAGAAAGUUUGGAAUGAAUGGUUUAAAAAUCUUAAAGACUGGUGUAUAUCUAGACAACUCUGGUGGGGUCAUCAAAUCCCUGCGUAUAAAGUAUCUCCAAAAAGCAAUCCUGAAGAAAAAGUGUAUUGGGUGGCAGCGACUGAUAAAAAUGAAGCUAUUCAGAAAGCUAGCCAGAAAUACAACUUAGAAAGUCUUUCACUUGAAGCUGUUCAAGAUAAUGAUGUUCUUGAUACAUGGUUUUCCUCUGCUCUGUAUCCACUGACUUCUCUAGGAUGGCCUUCUCAGGAGAGCCAGCUUCAGAAGUUGUAUCCCUUAAAUUUAAUGGAGACUGGAUUUGAUAUAUUAUUCUUUUGGGUGGCAAGAAUGGUUAUGCUGUGUCACCACAUCUCUGGAAAACUCCCUUUUCAUGAGGUUCUCUUGCAUGGGAUGGUCUGUGAUUCACAGGGAAGAAAGAUGACAAAAUCUCUUGGCAACACUAUCGACCCUUUGGAUGUCAUUUAUGGUGUCUCUUUAGAGGAUCUUCUGCAAAGAGUUCAAAAUAAUCAAGAUAGUUUAUCUCCAGAAGAAUUGAAGUCUGUUGUGAGUGGAUACAAACAGCAUUUCCCUAAUGGAAUUCCAGAAUGUGGAACAGAUGGUUUACGUUUUUCCUUGCUAUCACAUGACAUUCAAAAUCAACGCAUCAAUAUUGAUGUUAAAAGUAUUAGAAUAUGUCGACAUUUUUGCAACAAAAUUUGGCAAGGCUUUAGAUUGUUUACAAAAGCAAUUGAAGAAUGUCCCAAAGAGCACUUAACUCCCCUGUCUUCAGAAGAGGUGCAUAGCUUGAAAGAAUCUGAUAUUGAUCGUUGGAUUCUGAGUCGUUUAGCUGGAUUAGUUUAUGUUGCCAAUUCUAAUUUUGAGUCCUAUAAUUUUCAUGUUGUGGCAAGCGCAAUAAGGCAGUUUUGGGUUCAAGGAUUUUGUGAUGUCUAUAUAGAAUAUGUGAAGUCAGUUUUACAAGAAAAUGAUGAGCGUCGCCUCUUCUUAUGCCGUGUAAUGCUGACUUGCAUUGAGACAUUUUUGAAGGUUAUUUCCCCCAUGAUGCCCUUCUUAUCUGAAGAACUUUAUCAAAGAUUAGCUGCAAUUACUAGCAUUAAGCCAAACUUCAGUGUCACAACAGCUUCCUAUCCAAAUUUGGAUGAGUUUGCAGGAUGGCGAAAUACUGUUUUGGAAGCAAAUGUCCUGACAGUUAUUGAUUUGAUAGAAGGAUGCAGAUCCCUGAAAUCUCGACACGCAGUUACAAAAAUGACUCCUGCUGUGGUGAUUACAACAAAUGAAGAAAAUACCCUGAAUGCAUUGAGUCCUUUUGGCAGUUUCAUUACUACUCUCGCCAAACUGGAAUCUGUGACGUUUCAUCUAUCAAAAGAGGAAUUCAUUAGUCAGCCAUCACAGGAUACAUGGGUGUGCCAAACAUGUGAUCAUGGCAUCACGCUUCUAAUGGAUAUUGGGGAAAAAGUGGACAUUAAAAGUAAUACUGUUGACAAAUUGAGCAAGAUCCGUAAAGAACUUGACAAGCUGAACAAAAUGUUGUCUGACAGUGGCUACAAGAAAAAAGCUUCUCCCCACGUGAGAGAAAAAACAAUGGCUAAAAAAGCUUCAUUGGAAAGCGAGCUUCAGAGACUUUCAACUUUUUAUGGUAAGAGUGAGACAGAGAAAAAGAAGGAUUCUUCAUUCUCUUGAAACAAUGUUGCACCAUUGUUGAAACUUUCAUGUAAAAUAUCAUUGUUGUAACUUUGCUCGUGUGUUACAAAUUAGUUGUGCAAAAUGAUGUCUAGUCAGAAAGAUGCAUCUACGAUAUCAUUCCUUUACAGAGCAUCUACAGAACAUUAUUUUGAAAGCAGCCUGAAACAUAACUUUUAAUUUUUUUUCAUAUAUUAACAGAAUUCGUAUAAUUCUGUCAUGCUAUUUUAGUUAAAUAUACGAUGUUCUGUAAGGAUCGUCCUAAAUGCAUAUUUUUACAAUUCUUGUCAAAAAUGAAGAAAAAAAAAGUAAAUUCUGAAUUUCAGGAGUAGCAACUCUUACCAAGCCAAAGAACAGAAAUCUGAUCAAUUAAUGGUAAUCAAAAAUGUUGGCAAUAAUGGAAAACACUAAAAAAAUGUAAUAAUAUAUCCAAUGAUCUACAAUACAAAGUAUACGAUGGCUGCAUUUGAUUUCUUGUCAAAAAUAAAAAUAAUAAAAUCAAACCUAUUGAAAAUUCCAAACUGAGGCAAGGGGAUAAAUAAGGGUAUCAAAACCAAUUGAAUUUUUAUUUGAAAAGCCUUAUUUAUUGGUUUGACUAUUAAAAAUCAAAUUAGCUCUAAAUUAUCAUUGUUAUUUAUAUAUGUAGAUUUUGUUGUUAUGUAUGUAGAUAUGUAGAUUUUGUUGUUAUAUAUGUAAAUAUGUAGAUUUUGUUUUGUGUAUCUUGGGGGUUAAUUAACGCAUUUCGAUAAAAUAAAUU
Molecule: messenger RNA, 4098 nt
Organism: Parasteatoda tepidariorum (common house spider)
Lineage: Eukaryota; Metazoa; Arthropoda; Arachnida; Araneae; Theridiidae
Product: valine--tRNA ligase
Biological process (GO): valyl-tRNA aminoacylation
Cellular component (GO): cytosol
Molecular function (GO): aminoacyl-tRNA deacylase activity; ATP binding; valine-tRNA ligase activity
Source: RefSeq, a predicted model, not a curated record